UUAGGCUAGAAAUUUGUUCAGCAUAGAAAAGAUUACUCCCCAAAUAAAAUGUUUACCUCACCGUUGCUCCAGUAGCUCUAGCUCUGUGGUCAUGAAUUGAUAGCUUACAUUUCUGUUACCCCCACAGUACAUAUUAUAUAUUUCGCCUGUUGAUGUCACCCUUAGCCUACUCCUCCAGCAUUCGGAGUCCCCCAGCACACACACACACGCAGAUGGAUAACUUCGCCGUUCCUCCUGGGUUUCCUUUAUGAUCCCGGGAUCUCCCACUUUCCUCAUCAGACUUCAUCUAGCAACACACGCGAACAGACCGCUCCMCUGCUCUCCUUUCUACCAGCGACACAGCAGCCUGUUACCACCGCGCACCACGACACCCCAACCAGGACUCUUCACCUUCAUCCUUCGCAGACUGGCUACGCACGACGAAGUCAUCGAGUGAUUUUCCAAACGGAUUUCCACCGGAAAGCUCGACACGUGCAAUUACCAAGACAAGGAUUUCUGGGCUAUAUCGACUAAAGCCGCCGACUUCAAAACGUUUUUAUCACCGCUGUUGAUCCGUCCGUCUCAGCCGUGCCAUAAUGUCCGAGGUACUGCCUUAUAGCGAGGGGAAAAUGAGCGGCUAUGGGGACACCGAGGCCAGUCAGAUAUCCUUUAGCUGCGGGCUACAGGACACCAAUUCGUUCUUCGGGGCGUCGCAAGCGAAAAGACCCCCAAAGCUGGGACAGAUCGGCAGAGCCAAGAGAGUGGUCAUCGAAGAUGACCGAAUAGACGAUGUCCUAAAGGGGAUGGCAGACAAGUCGUCACCUGGUGUUUAAAGAUGAACGACGCCUUGCAGACUUUUUAUUUUGAUCAACGAUUUAAAGCACUUGUCGGUUGUGCAUGUUCGAGGAUUGUAGGAGAAACGAUGGCACGAAGCGAAGACAAGGGGAAGGAAAGGAAUGGAAAGAAAUAUGUGAAGAUUGGACGAGAAAGCAGAGGAAGAGCAAGAUUCCAGAAAAGACGGAGAUUUAUCAUGGGGUUGCUGGCAAUUCUCCAAACGAAAACCCAUUUUAACUUGUGCUGCGCAGCGUGAUGUUGAGAUGGCGGACCCUGGCUCUGAUGGAUGAACUUGCCAUUACUUCACAACCAUCUUCCAAAAGCGCCGUAAGCAACACAAAACUACAAGUGGUGGCUGAAUCUCAUUUCAAGCUCUAUUUCUAUAGUUGUAUACAAUAGCCUUCCUAAGCUCGAAGACCAUAUUCCCCUUACACGCUUUGCAUUGUUGAUAACAAUCGGCGACAUCGCAUUCAAGGGAGCUGUCCUUUUCAGCACUGGUCGAACGUAGAGAAUGCAUUCCGAUUGCUGAUAAAGCUUUUUAAUACUGACCAAACAAACACUGUCCAGUAACUAGUAGAGACCCAUUGUAUGUAAAAAAAAAAUAUAUAUAUAUAUAUAUAUAUAAUUAUAUACACACACACAC
Messenger RNA from Salvelinus sp. IW2-2015, 1456 nucleotides. RefSeq names its product calcium/calmodulin-dependent protein kinase II inhibitor 1a (gene camk2n1a). The record is from RefSeq and is a predicted model, not a curated record. Gene Ontology annotation, biological process: negative regulation of protein kinase activity. Lineage: Eukaryota; Metazoa; Chordata; Actinopteri; Salmoniformes; Salmonidae. Gene Ontology annotation, molecular function: calcium-dependent protein kinase inhibitor activity; protein kinase binding.